Messenger RNA from Sceloporus undulatus (fence lizard), 2294 nucleotides. RefSeq names its product glypican 2 (gene GPC2). Gene Ontology annotation, cellular component: plasma membrane; synapse; extracellular region. Gene Ontology annotation, biological process: smoothened signaling pathway; regulation of protein localization to membrane; cell migration. Lineage: Eukaryota; Metazoa; Chordata; Lepidosauria; Squamata; Phrynosomatidae. The coding region runs from base 111 to 2030 and encodes 639 amino acids. The transcript has 9 exons. The record is from RefSeq and is a predicted model, not a curated record.
CGCUAGGGCCGUCGAGCCUCGCCCUGCUCCCGGCCCUUGUCUCCAUUGUCUCGCCGCCGCUCCGCCGGACGGUGCCCUUCCUCCUGCUCCUUGGCCCUGGGAGCUCCGGGAUGCGGAGUCCGGCGCUGCUGCUGCUGCUGCUGCUGCUCCCGCUGGCCCUGCUGGGCGCCCUGCUGUGCGCCGCCUCGGGCGCCGGGGAGCUGCGCGGCGGGUCGCGGAGCUGCGCGGAGAGCCGGCAGGUGCUGGCGGGGCGCGGCUUCGCCCUGAGCUCGGUGCCCCCCAGCCUCAUCUCCGGAGAGCACCUCCGCAUCUGCCCCCAGGAAUACACGUGUUGCGCCAUCCAGACGGAGGAGCGCCUGAGCCAGCAGAGCCCCGGGGACCUCCAGCGCCCGGUUUCGGAGGCGGCGGCCUUCCUGCUCAGCUCCCUGGGCUCCCGACAGCGCCGCUUCCACGAUUUCUUCCGGGAGCUGCUGGCCGGGGCAGAGCGGUCCCUCCAGGCCAUGUUCACCCGGUCCUACGGGCGGCUCUAUGCCCAGCAUGCCCGCCUCUUCCAGGGCCUCUUCGCUGAGCUGCACCGGCACCUGCAGGGAUCCCGCCCCGGACUAGACGAGGCCCUGGGCGACUUCUGGGCCCGGCUCCUGGAGCGGAUGCUGCCCCUCCUCAACCCCCAGUACAGCUUCCCCGAGGGCUACCUGGACUGCGUGGGGCGGCAGGUGGAGGGGCUCCGGGCUUUUGGGGAGAGCCCCCGCCAGCUCCGAAUCCAAGUGACUCGGGCCUUUAUUGCGGCUCGGACCUUUGUGCAGGGCCUGGCAGCUGGACGUGACAUCGUUGCCCAGGCCAUCAAGCUCUUUCCCAGUGGGGAGUGCCGCCGUGCCCUCACGCGCCUCUUCUACUGCCCGCUCUGUCGGGGGACCCCAACCCUCAAACCCUGCAAUGGGUUCUGCCUCAACGUCAUGAAGGGCUGCCUGGCCAGCACCAUCGAGAUGGACAAUGCAUGGGGACGCUUCUUGGAUGCAUUAACUCAACUUGCAGAGCGCCUCGGGGGUCCCUUUAACUUUGAGCUGGCAGCUGACUCUAUUGGUGUGAAAAUUUCUGAGGCCAUCAUGUAUCUACAGGAGCACAGUGUAGCCACCUCAGCCAAGGUGUUCCAGAGCUGUGGCAGCCCUCGCCCUGCCCCUGCCCGCUCCCGCCGUGCACCACGUGAGGAGACCCCACGCCGCUUCCGCACUUUCUCACCCGAGGAGAAGCCCACCACAGCAGCAGGAACCAACCUGGACAGGCUGGUUUUAGAUGUCAAGGAGAAGUUGCGCCUGAUGAGGCGCUUCUGGGUGCUGCUCCCCCACACUCUCUGCAGCGAUGAGAAAGUGGCUGCUGAUGUCACCAAUGAGGAUGGCUGCUGGAACGGUCAGGCAAAGGGAAGGUACCUCCCCGAUGUGACGGGGGACGGGCUGGUGAACCAGAUCAAUAACCCCGAGGUGGAGGUAGAUAUUUCCCGCCCAGACCUGCCCACCCGCCAACAGAUCCUUGCCUUGCGUGUGGCUACCUCUCGCCUGGUGGGGGCUUGCAAUGGGCAGGAUGUUGAUUUCCAAGAUACAGGUGAGGCUCUUCUCCCUGCACGGUCCCAUCUUCAGCCUCCAGGGCCUCUUUUGGUGGAGCCAAAGGAUCCCUCCGGUACUCCCCUCAGCGAUGCCAUGUGCCCUGAGGCACAUAAGGGGGGUCCCAACACUCAACCCUAUCCCCCCCUGCUUUCUUUUCCAGAUGAGGAUGGUGGCAGCGGAUCUGGUGCUGGGUACAAGGAAGACCAUCCUGCACCUUCAGGGUCAGGAGGAGUGAGUGCAGGGGGGGUCCUGCUGGGGGUGUCCCACCCGUCUCCUGAUGUCCAGGUCCCCCGUAGAGACCGUCCUGGCAAGGGCUCUUCCUCCCGGCAGAACCAGAGUGGGGGGAGGGCCAGAAGUGGGGCUAGGCCCUCCCUCCUCACAGCCCUGAGCCCCCUGAUGCUCCUGCUGUUCCUUUCUCUUGAGGGUUGGUGACAGAGGGGCUUCCUGCUUAGGGCAUCAGCCGUCCCCCUCCGCGAGGGGAAGCCUUUGUUUUCAUCUAAUCAGAGGGGAGCUGGAAGAGUCCCCUUCCUUCAUGAACACUUGACUGAGUGGGAGUGGGAAAGGGAUGGGGAAUUCAGUUCCAUAGGGAUGAAAAUGUGGGGCUGGUUCAAUGAGUGGGAGAGGGAAAGGGUUUCCAGGGGGUGGGAGAGAGGGGCCGCAAGGGCCUUGAAAUGAGUCCUUUGAAAAAUGUAUAGA